GUGUCGUGUGCGGUUCUGCCGCAGAACAGUAUUAGUGGAGGAAAUAUUUUCAUAAAGCCUGUUGUUUUUAUACGAUUUUACAUAGAUAAAAACAGUACAAAUAUUAAAAAAGACUGACGUGCGGUGUUUUGUGGGAUUUUCAAUUGUUUUGGGCGUUUUGACAUCUGUCAAAGUAAAGGAGGGCGUAUUCAUUGCCAAGGAAAAUCCGAAUUCCUUCGCUGGUUAUUUAAAUAACUGUUCCGAGUGUUGAAAAUAGUGCCUUUUCACGACAAAUGUACGCGAAAUCGGAGAUUUCCCUGAGGCUUUAAGAUUAGCAACAAGAUUUCAUACAGAACUAAGAGCAGUAACGGAGGAGGAGGAGGCGGAGUCGGCGGCUCGCGAGGCGGCGGCGCGUCUUCGUACGCGGCGGCGGGGGGCGCCCCCAAGGGCGGCGGCGCAGGCGGCGGUUGCACGACGUCCGCGGGCGUAGGCGCUUGCUCGCAGCAGCAGCAGGGCGGCAGCGCCAUGGCCACACAACACCAGACGUCGGUCGGCUAUCAUCGCGGCCAGUGGAACAACGUGGGCGCCGGCCAUCAGCAUCCGUCGGCGGCGGCGGCUGCGGCCGCCACGCCUCAAGCGCCCGCCACCUUCUACAGGUACUCGCAGGUGGCGGCCGCUCAACAGCAACAGCAGCAAAACGGACCCCAGCAAAUGGGCGCAUACGCCGCCUACACCAACAGCUCGUACAGCAACCCGCGCGAGGCGGCGACGGCGGCCACGUCCCCAUCGAACGAGAGCAGCGCGAGCAGCUCGAACACCGGAGGCGGCGGCAACGGUACGUCACAACAGACGACGUCGGGCGGUGCCCUGGGCGCCACCGGUGGCGGCGCCAUGGCCCAGAACGCCAACGGAUCCGCAUCGACGGCGUCGUCGUCGACGGGUGGUGGAGGCGGCGGCGGCGCUGGAGGCUCCGAACAGCUCAGCAAAACGAACCUGUACAUCAGGGGGUUGAACCCCACCACCACGGACAGGGACCUAGUGAUCAUGUGCCAAGGAUACGGCAACAUAAUCUCCACCAAAGCAAUUCUAGAUAAAAACACUAACAAAUGUAAAGGUUACGGAUUCGUGGACUUCGAGAGUCCGACAGCGGCCGAGGCAGCUGUUAAGGCCCUGACGGCCAAAAGCAUUCAGGCUCAAAUGGCGAAAGUGGGUAUCUGGGUACACCGUAGAGCAGCCACUCAACAAGAACAGGACCCCACCAACUUAUACAUAGCCAAUCUGCCCACGAGCUACAAGGAAGCUGAUCUGGACACCAUGCUAUCCAAAUAUGGCCAAGUGAUAUCCACAAGGAUCCUGCGCGAUUCGUCUGGUUUCUCGAAGGGUGUGGGUUUUGCUCGUAUGGAGAGCAAGGAGCGCUGCGAGCAAAUAAUCCACGCAAUGAACGGCAGCAUAUGCGGUGGCGGCAAGGAGCCGUUACUCGUUAAAUUCGCCGACGGCGGUAACAAGAAAAAGGUCUACAAGACGAACGAGGGGGCGAAGAUGUGGCGCGACGGGACUGAAGCCAUGUCGGCUGUCGCCUACGACGCCAGUACUCUCGCCUCUAACGGCGUCGCCUCGCAACAAGUAAUGUUGCCGCAAUAUCAUCGAUACAAUCAGUACACGCCGCAGUACACGUACGUACCGUACGGCAUGUUCCCGCACGUGCCGCUGGACGAGACCGGCUACAACAUACCGGCGCACCUCUCGCAAUACAAAAACGACGGACCGCCUCCACGUGCACCCAUUCCCUACGUCAUGCCGACGUCGGAGACCGUCUCCUACACGGCCAACAUGAUACCUCAGCUGACGGCACAGUUGGGUGCGAUGACGCUGAACAACCAGUACAUGAACCCGCCGUACCCGUUCUAUCCACAGAUCGUGCACGCCGUGCCCGUCGAGUCGGAGCACACGUCGAACGCGGCCAGUCCCGAGGACCCGUACCAGACGUACCAGGGCGGGCCGCCGCCCAAGUAGGAGACGGCCGGUGGGAGGGGCGGGGCCCCGUCGCGGCGUCAUCGCCGUCCCCGUUGCUAGAGGAGAUGAGGAGGAGGAAGAGGCCGCGUUGUGUUGUGUGUUUAUGUUCGGUUCGCCAGCGAUUUGUACAUAACCGGGUUUGGGAAGGCGGCACUUCACCGUGUCUUAUUUUUCAUAGUAGGGAUUAGUUAUUUAUACACAACUACACACCAAACACAACACACACACACAAAAACACACACGUUUGAGGACGAGGAGUUUAGGUGACGGCCGCGCGUCCAAAUCGGCCCGCAACACAAACACACACUGACGUUCGAUUCGUUCUUUUCGUUCUUAACAUUUAAGUGUAAUUAAGUUCUUGUUUUUGUUUUUUUUUUAUUUUUUAUUUUUUAUUUUAUUUGUUUUGCUGCUGUUUGCGUUCCGGUCGAUAAUUGAUCGUUCUGUUUUUCGCUUUUUUUUGUAACUAAUUACAAAGGACUGAUUAAACAAACAAACAAAAAAAAAAAGUUGUAAAGUAGGUAUUUUUGAUACACUAUGUUCCUAGUUUCGUGGAGAAAGAAAGAAGAAAAACGUGCAGGCGUGCAACGCACACGGGCGUUAGUUUCGCGCCUUUCUGUCGUUCCGCCUCACACACAUUGUAUUAAAAAUAUGUAUCACGAUAAAACCGUUGUCCGGACUUUGAUCGACCAUUCCUUCUAUUAAUUUCCUUUUCGUUAAGGGACUAGAAUUGUAUAUAUUUAGCGUCGAUUGUGCCGGACUGAGCGCGCAAAAAAAAAUUAUACAUUAGGUUAGAGUUUUUAGAAACAGAAUGAACCAAAAGUAGUGGAUCGAGAUCAGUUUUACAAGAAAACGGGGGACAGUGUGUUCUUGUCCCAAAACUGGCGUAUUGCUCUGUAGCUAGGCUUAUUUAUAAAUUUUAUUGGGGCGACUACAUGAAUUUUAGGAAUUUAUUUAAGAUCCCGCGGGAUCGCUUAGGAGAUAAAUAAAUAAAAAAACGCUUCAUUUAGACGCUCCAGGAUUACAGCAGUAAAAUGAGAUUGAUCUUCCCAAAUGUCGCAAUGGCAUUAAUAGGAUAGGUAAAAUGUAAUUUUAUUUUUUGAAGAUCUAUAUAGGUAGUUGUUGAAAAACUGCUCAUUGAAGAAGAAAUCAAACAGUAUCUUCCUAAAUAUUACCAUCUUAUACAAACAUAUAAAAACUUCCAAAUGUUGUCUUUUUACACGUUUGUUUUUUUGUUUUAUUUUUCUUUUUAAGAUAUAGAUUUUUUAUUUAUUCCGGACGUGGGGUGCGCGCCGCACGAGACAUAUUUUAAAUAAAUUUUUAACAUGUUUAUACAGAACGUCGUGCAGCGUGCACCUCACCAAUUAAUUGUAUAUUUUAGCGGUGCCAACAGAAACGAAACCCGAUAUAAAAUAAUCCUAUUGUGCACAGAACGAGGUCGGGAUCGUUUCCUUUGGCGACGCGUUCCCCCAAAUGUUGUUAACGACAUUCCAAAAUGUCCUAUAUUUAUAUUUAUUUUAAAUUUUAUUUUCAUUUGACAAAGUCUCCCGUCUUUUUUAUGUACAGUCUAUAUUAUAUGUUAUAGUGCAAUUGUUUUUUUUUUUAUUUAGAUUUAUUUAUAUUGAAACGCAUAGUAAUGGGAUUCUUUUUUAAAUGGACUGACGAUUAUUUAAAAGGAAAACGCGCGCGACUGAAACUGGCCGCGCGGGCGGCACGUCCGAGCUGUGAUUCUGUAAACUGUCAAGUCAUUUUACUUGUAUAUUGUGUAACCCCCCGCGUAUUACCCGAGGCCGACCACCCCGCGUCCAGUUUCAGUUGCCUUCUCGAUGUUUUUAUACAUUAAACACAAAUUUCGUUCUGCUAAAGAUGAGACAUAGCCUUCGAAAAAUACGUUUUUUAAUAGAGGCUAAGCCCGAACGAAAACCAGGCCGGUAUAUAUUUUUUUAAAGAGAUAAGAACGUGGGGAUCAUACCGUGAGAUGGAACGACGAAAGAAAUGCCGCUUCUGUAAUUUUCGGAUAUGAAUUUGUUGUUGUUUAUUUUGUUGUUGGGAUUUGUUGCACGUUGUGAGAGAGAGAUAGAGUUUAUCGUUUGGUUUUCGGGCGGGCCCACUGUUUUUGAAUGGGUCUAUAGUAUGAAAUGUAACUGUGCCUUUCAGAAAAUGUCCAUAACAGGGAUAUACUGAAAAAAAUAUUUUAAUAUAUUUUUUUAAAAAUCGGUGUGCGCAUGACCGAUACCAAAUUUUUAAAAUGAAAACAUCUAUAGUUGUUCUGUGUUGUAGCAGUUUGUAUGUUUUUCCGUUCCUUCGUCAAUAUUUAAUGGAUUAUAAUUAAAAGUAAUGAAUAACUGAACUACUAGCACCGCGAACGGUCACCGAACAACCAAACGAACCGUUCCCGGUGCCCGACUUUGUUUUUGGGGGCCAGGGUAACAUAUUUAAAGCAACUAUUAACGACACGACGCUAUUGCGAUUGUUUGUGUCUUAGGCACGUGAACCCUCCAUCCAAAUUUCCAGUGGCUUUUAAGUCGUCCCUGAUCGAUUGAUUCGGUUUUGGGGCGAGGGUUUUUUUUUGGAAAUUUUACUCGACUUGCGUCGUACGGUCGCCGUCUGUUGACACGUCUGCCAUAAAAUCGAAUAUUAAUAAAAAUGAAAUAAAUAAAAGUAAUAUUUGUAGUGUUUUGAGAAUAUAUUCAUAUAUCGUAGACAAUAACCAGAUGAAGAUUUGUUGCAUUUUGUUUGUUCACGUAUAUUUACAUAUCAAUUGGAUUGGUGAAGCCGUGUGGCCAAAAAGAAAAACAUUAUUGGUUUUGUAUUUAUUUAUUAUUUAUUGUGGAUUGUUAUCGAUUUUCAAAUUUUAUUUUUUUGUUAGAGAAAUAUAUUUUUUUAAAGGGUAUUUACAACCAGCUUUAAACGAAACGACUGAUUGUAGCUUUUGUUAGUUUCUAAAAGUUAUCGAGAUAUUAAAUAUGCCAAGUAAAAAGUAUGUUAGCUAAUAUAGGGUACUACUUAAAUAUUUAUUGACGAUGUGUAUGUAUCGUAUCUAGUAUUCGUGUGUGAAUGUUUGUAACUGCCUUUAAACAACAGACUGACUACAUACAAGAGAAAAAUAACGUUAUUUUUACAAAAAUGUAAAACGACUUAAUAAACUACACGUUUAAAUCAAAAAAAACGGGAUAAGUUUGUAGCGUUCACGUGUCAGCGGACGGCCACAGCACGACCGGAAUAGCUGAAACCAAAUAUUAUUAAAAAAACCGACAACCGAGUUUUGAGAAAGUCUGCACUAAAGCCGGCGUAGUUUUUAUCGUUUUCCGUUCGUCGAAUGAAACGACACGCGGCACAAACGUCGUUUUGUGCCGUGGUCCUUCGGUAGCACUAAAUUAGAUCUUAAAAAACAAGUAACAAUGAAGUCACACGACUACCUAUAAGUCAUUUCCGGCGCGCACACUCGCGUCGGAUACUGUAAAAAGUUAAAAAUGCUUCUAGUGUUAGAUUUCAGAACCGUAGACAUUAGGCAUAGAAUAAUGACUUAGCUGUUAAGUAAAAUAAAAACUGUAGGAUGUAGGAUAAAUAUAAGUAUUAAAAUUAAGGGGCCGCCCUCGCUCCGGUCCGGGUGUCGCCAUGUGUUUUUUCGUUAGUGUUUGUAUAAAAUAUAGAUAGAUAUAUUUGAGAUCGCGUCCGGCGCUCCGCGGCCGUUCUCCGGACGUAACAUUACGUUUUCGAUUUGCGUAACGGAGCACGGUCCCGUUCCGGACUCCCGAUCCGUUCUUUUAGUCAGGAUGGUGCCCGAUCCCUGGACCGGGCUCGAUCGCGGCCCGCCACAAGUUGAAAAUAUUAUUUAGGAUAAGUGAAUGUUUUAUAUUGUUAAUAAGUCCAAUUGCGUUUCUUGUUUUACAAUCUUUACUCUUUCCUUUUGUCUUUUGUAUUCCUUAGUUUUCCUGUGUUGGUAAAUUAAAUCUCUGUCCUGGAUUUUAA
Molecule: messenger RNA, 5961 nt
Organism: Aethina tumida (small hive beetle)
Lineage: Eukaryota; Metazoa; Arthropoda; Insecta; Coleoptera; Nitidulidae
Product: protein alan shepard
Exons: 10
Coding region: 505-1992 (495 amino acids)
Cellular component (GO): cytosol; nucleus; ribonucleoprotein complex
Molecular function (GO): poly(U) RNA binding; poly(A) binding; mRNA 3'-UTR binding
Source: RefSeq, a predicted model, not a curated record